This is a messenger RNA of Fomitopsis serialis, 1407 nucleotides long. RefSeq lists its product as uncharacterized. The transcript is spliced from 5 exons. The record is from RefSeq and is a predicted model, not a curated record. The coding region runs from base 46 to 1407 and encodes 453 amino acids. NCBI's taxonomy places the organism in Eukaryota, Fungi, Basidiomycota, Agaricomycetes, Polyporales, Fomitopsidaceae.
CGACAGAUUGCACGACGUCAACGCCGGGAGCAGCAUCUCCAGAGGAUGCUGGCUCUAGAUCGCAAACGACGUGCAGAGCUGACAGCCGCGAGAGAGGUCACUGAACCUGCACCUCCAAGUCAGCCAGGUCAUCUCAACGUAGAUCGCCCUAGAAAUGGUACAUUACAUGCUCUUGACGAUACAGGCACCCUACGACGGCGAGGAGCAGCUCUUGAUUUAUCAGAGCAGGACCCACUUCCAUCUCAUACGUCACCGAGAGAACGCUAUCACAUGUCCGACUCGGAACGGCACCAUCACAACAUACUCCAGUGGGUCAAUACUCCGAGCCACAAGAACGAUCCUGCAUUCAAAGACUUUAUCCCCAUGCUCAAGGAUCACCUGCUCUCACGACUCACGGACCGGGAGUACGAUGGCGACGAAGACAGCUUUGGCCUUGACGAACAUGACACAAUCAAGUUCAAUCGUGAACGACCGCAUCUACCUUCACAAGGCCCUCCGUAUCAACUACACGACUCCGACAUCAUGAUGCUUGCACCUGCUGAAGACGACGGUGAUGCUAAUGCGAAUGCACACCCAUACUGGUAUGCACGUAUUGGAAUAUUUCACGUGAAUGUCAAGCACAGCGGCUUCCUAUCGAAAACGAAGUCUGCCCAGCGGAUGGACAUACUCUGGAUCCGGUGGUUUGGUCGUGAUAACAGCGCUCCUGGCGGGUUUGAGACCUCGCGUCUCCAUCGUGUUGGCUUCAUUGACUGUGAGGCGCCGAACGCGUUCGGGUUCCUUGGCCCAAAGCAAGUCCUCCGAGCCUGCCACAUCAUGCCAGCCUUUGCUCAUGGUCGGACUUGUGAGUACCUUCCACCGUCGAUUGCGCGACAACCCGAUGAAGGCGAUGAAGACUAUGUAUACCAUUACAUUGGAAUGUUUGUUGACCGCGACAUGCUCAUGCGCUAUCUGGGCGGUGCGAUAGGCCACAAAGGCUUACCAUCAAACAGAAUCACUGCAACGUCGCUCCUAUCUGCAGUGAACAAAUAUCUCUCACGAAGCAAGCAGACCCAGAGCCCCCGGUAUCCUCAAGAUACAUUGAACUCUGUCUUGCUAGACGAACUCUGGGCGCAGCAUGCAGACGAGCCACAGCAGGAUGGCAACGCAGCCACAGGUGAGGCAGCCGCAGGCAAUGAAGACGUUCCAGUCCCUGGAAAUGAAGACGUACCAAGUGAAGACGAAGGCGAAGAUGUUCCGAGUGACGAGGACGAUUUCGGCUAUCAAUGGGAUUAUGCUGAGAACCUAGAAGAUGCCGAGGAGGACGGAACACGCGAUGAAGGGCCGAGGGCAGAGAGGGCGAGGGCGAGGGCGAGGGCGAGGGCGAGGGCGGAGAUGAUGAAGAGCAGGAUUUUGUUGAUCCAGAUGUAG